Messenger RNA from Poeciliopsis prolifica (blackstripe livebearer), 3563 nucleotides. It is a transcript of the gene cd82b, whose product is annotated as CD82 molecule b. The transcript has 9 exons. The coding region runs from base 321 to 1091 and encodes 256 amino acids. NCBI's taxonomy places the organism in Eukaryota, Metazoa, Chordata, Actinopteri, Cyprinodontiformes, Poeciliidae. Gene Ontology annotation, cellular component: membrane. The record is from RefSeq and is a predicted model, not a curated record.
UUGAUUAUUAUAAGACAACGACAUAUGUAACAAUAUAUUCCUGUGUUUAUGUUCUGUAUUAAAUGAGAAGAUUCACUUCUCUCUGAUGACGUAUGUGACACGUAGGGGUCGAUGUUGUGUCUGCCGCCGCAUGGUGGGGGUGUGAACACACACACACACGCCCACACACACAGCCCACAGAAAAGGAGGCAGAGACAAGCAUCCAGUUUUCUUUUUUCACGGACCUUUCGCGUCCCACAUUCAGCAGGAUCCACUGAGGACGUCUGCAGACAACCCACAGCUCACGACUCACUGCUAAGUAGCCCGGCCAAAUCACAGCCAUGUCGAAAGGAUGCAUCACAGUCACCAAGUACUUCUUAUUCCUCUUCAACCUCCUCUUUUUUAUCUUUGGAGCGUUGAUCAUGGGCUUUGGACUGUGGAUACUCUUCGAUAAGGAAAGCUUCAUAGCUGUGCUUCAAGAAUCUUCCGACACGGUGAAGGUGGCUUCGUAUAUCCUCAUCGGAGUUGGAUCUCUGACGAUGGUGAUGGGUUUCUUCGGCUGCCUCGGAGCCAUCUAUGAGAUCCGCUGCCUGCUGGGCCUGUACUUCACCUGCCUGCUGCUCGUCCUCAUCGCUCAGGUCACCGCUGCUGUUCUCAUUUACAUCCAGAGAGAUCCGCUGAAACAUGAGAUGUCCGUCAUCAUCAGAGGAUUGAUAGUGAACUACACGGGUCAGAACAAAACCACAGAACACGCCUGGGACUUCGUUCAGAGGACGAUGAAAUGCUGUGGGUGGACUGGUCCAGGCAACUGGUCUGAGAACAUUCUGAUCAAGAACAGCACGCAGAACCUGUACUCCUGCUCCUGUCGCAACGACACCAUCCCGGGAACCGAAGUCAAAGAGUUUGGCCUGUGUGAGCACCUGUCAGCACAGCCGCCUGUCUUUGAGAUGGGCUGCAUAACCAGCGUGGAAAAAUGGCUGCUGGAUAACUGUGGGAUUAUCCUGGGAAUCUGUAUCGGGGUGGCUGUUGUGGAGCUCCUGGGGAUGAUCCUCUCCAUGUGUCUGUGCAAGAGCGUCGUCCAGGAGGAUUACACCAAAGUACCGAAGUACUGAGCCGAGCACGAAGCCAGCCAGUUCGACACAGAUGGACCGACUCCCCUCCCCACACACACACACACACGCAGCACACACACACACACACACACACACACAUAUAAAGAAAUUAAGACAGCUGUCUUCACUAUUCCAGGUUCUCGUGUCUCGACAGCUGUGCAGAUUUCUCACACACUCAGCCAACAUGUCAGUAAUUCACACUCAGCUCUUCCUCGACACACACGAUGGACUCAUUUGAUGGGAUUUUUUUUUUUAAGGUUAAGAAAAAUCCAGGGUUUCCCCCGGUGUAUGAUAAGCCUGGCGGGCCGCCGGGCUUUAGUUGCUUUGGUGCAAAAGUCCAUUUAGAUUUUAGUUGUUUUUCAGCUGACCUCGGCAAGCGCGGCGUUAGAGCGAGCACUUUAGUGAGAUUUAGCGAUCUGAGAGCCAGAUCAGUAGAUUUCCAGGCAGGCAGAUGGCAGGGAAACCAGAGUGUGUGUUUGUGGGCCCGUCCUACGGAUUACCGUCACCCUGUGGUCUGCGCCUGGUGUUUCUGGUGCUGAGUCAGCGUUCUGCUCGGCGCUGAGGUGGUGGAGGUUUCAGGUCUUGUUGGAAAUCAGCUCUGACCCGGUAACCCUGACAUUGGCUGACCCCUGCUGACCCCAGCUGACCUCUGCUGACCUCUGCUGACCACGCCUCCACGUCAUCCAACUCCCGGCUCUGUAAAGAGCAGAAGAUAGUAAAACAACUAAAUGUGGCUCAAAUGUUUAAGUCAAAUAAAUUUAUCCAGUUUUAUAUUUUGAACCUAAAUGUGAGUUUUUAGUUUAGCACUUAAAAAAAACUGAAAGUAGAAAAAGAUAGGAGUGGGAACUAUUUCCCAGAAUGCUUAGCAGCAUGUUUGUGCGUUACAUUGAUCUGACUCUUGUGUUUUAAGGCAAAUGUUCAUUUUAAAGGCAAAUGUUUAUUUAAUGUCCUGUUCACACUAAAUGUUUCUGAGCUGAAUUCAUUGGGAUGUUUAAAAAAAUUCAUUAUCAGAUCAGAAAUUUUGUUCCUGCAGUUUGAAACAAGAAUUUAAAAUUAUUCUAAAGUAAAAUAAGUAUUUAUUUUAAAUUGAUAUUGUGAGUAAAAUAACAGAGAAAUGUGGCUCUUUAACUCGAUGACGGCAGAUUUUUAGUUAAAACUCACAAUUCAAGAUGAAUGAAGUUAAAAAACAAUGUUUAGACGACUGGUCUCUUGUUGUUAAAUCCACUUUAUGAACUUUAACUUCUGAGUUGAAACCAAAACAAUUUUCUUGUUGAUUUAAAUUGCAUUUUCCAGGCAGCAGGUGGAGUUUCAAGUUAAUCCAGCUUCAAACGUUUUACAGUGUCCGUCGUCCAUCAUCCUCUGAAUCUUCCUGUCAGCUGUUUGUGUGACUUUCUGUUUUAUAUCUUUUAUGUUUUCAUGUCAUGUAAAUAUGUUCACUAUGGGAUUAAGGCACGUUGGUGCUUGGUCAGCAUUUCAUAUGGGAAAGUUUUUCACCCACAUGCUCUUGUUUUAAGAGUCCUACUGUUGUUUCCUCUCGAUUGUUCAGGAUGUGGCUCCCCUUGUGCCUCGUCAGCAUUUAUUCAGUCUGAAAUUGGAGUCCCUGAAGUUGCUCUGUCUUCACUCAUGAACCCACACUGUUAUUUAUAUAACGAUGAAUCCAUUGGAAGUGCUUUUAAGCUCUUUUUUUAAUUUUAAAUAAGAUGAUCGAUCUGGCCUAGAUUAUAUAGAUGCAUAACAAUGAAUUAUUUCAAUUAUUUUAAAUCAGUAAAAUUUAUAAAUUAGUUUCCCACAGCUCAGAAAAGUAUUUGGUGGUUCCACAAACCUUUGAAUUAGUUUUGCUUGAGAAGCACUUUUUCCUUCCACUUAACCUUCCACUAAAAACUCUCCACAUGGUCGCCCACCAUGUGGAGAGUUUUUGUUUUGGAUGUUGCAACAAUGUUGUGCAAUAAAAAUCCUUUUCUUAUUUGUUUUAAUGAAAUAUUGAAAUAUUCUGAUCAACUGAAUUUCAGGUUUCCCUUGAAUGGUGUAAACGAACAGAAAUAAUAUCAUUUUGUGUGAAAUGAAUCUAAAUAAACCUUUAUAAAUUUGAUUCAACUUUGUUUGGACACAUCCAGGAACAUUGGACCAAAAAAAUAAACUAACGGAUAAACCUUAAAAUAAAGCUUCACUGACUGAAAAAUGUUGCUUUGAUUUAUCCAUUUCAUGUAAAAUUAAAUAAUAAAAUUAAAUGUUUUUUCAGGGUAAAUGAAUGCAUUUUUUAUUAAGCUCAUCAGCAUGAAACAGUCAUUUUCAUUUGUUCAUCCCUGCAAACCUCCACAUUAAUUUAACUUGAUGGAAAAUGAAGGAUUUUUGUAUAAAAUGUUUUGUGUAAGGAUUUCAUUUGGUGGAGGGAAAAAAUGUGGAUUUGAAGGCCAUGAGAACGUUUUUAUGUUUUUUAUAUUAUAAUGAAUAAACCUAAACUAUUAUGAACAA